This is a messenger RNA of Populus euphratica (Euphrates poplar), 755 nucleotides long. RefSeq lists its product as uncharacterized. NCBI's taxonomy places the organism in Eukaryota, Viridiplantae, Streptophyta, Magnoliopsida, Malpighiales, Salicaceae. The record is from RefSeq and is a predicted model, not a curated record. The transcript has 3 exons. The coding region runs from base 159 to 497 and encodes 112 amino acids.
UGCUGAACUCGUCUUGUCUUCAUAAGUUGUCAUGCCUCUCUGAUCUAUCCAGUGAAGCCAGUUGUACAUAUAUUUGUCGAGUUCGACUUGACCAAGUUGAUCAGUGUCAUGUGAAUACAAGAUUUUCACAUUCUCUUUGCGGUCAUGUUGUUAACAAGAUGCCUAGUGGGGACGUUGAAUGCAGCUUCUGUCAUUGUAAUUGUGAUGCUGAAGUUGUGCGCACAUUCCACCUGAAAAUCACUCUUGCAGAUGAGACUGGAAAGAUUUUUGCUUGGUGCAUCGGUCAAACUGCUACAGAGGUGCUUCAGAUAUCCCCCGAUGAAUUUUAUGAUCUUCCCGAGGAUGAACAAUUCAUGUAUCCUUCAUCUCUGGAGAAUGAGAGCUUCAUAGUUGCAUUAGUGAAUUGCCAGGGGCAGGGUUAUGGACUCAGUCAGAGUAUAACCCAGGAGGCUGAUGCAAUUCCGUGGGAGAUCACUCGUGCAUUAAGGUGUGAAUAGUAAAACAAUUUGCACUGAGAUUUCCUGAAAAUAUAGCAAGAAUCACGCUCUGCAUGGAUGCGGUUUCUCUGUGAUCCUUGAACAAGAUAAGAAGGCAAGUAGGCAAUCAUGCCAUGGUUGCCAGGUGUAAAAGUGCAGCAACUUUUUUUAUUCUUAUUUCCUUAAAAAUUCAUCCUUCUUUUUUUAAUUUUUUAAGGGCAUCCUACUGCUUUGAAACGAUGCUAUUCCAUCAUCAUAGUGCACGUGAUUAAUUUGCAA